AUGAUCGUGACCAUCCAAAAGAUUGAGAUAUCUAACCUCCAGGAUGACCAUGGUCCUCAAGACCAUCCCAAUACUCGACCCUCCUACUGGACACUAUGGCUCCCCUACCUGAAGUCAUGGAGCAGAUCUUCUCCCCGCGUCGAUAUCAAUUUGGAUGUGGGAGGGACGGGCCGUCCCAGCCCACUCCGGACAGCGACCGUCAUCGAGCUAGACCCCGCUGCUUUUUCCCUUCAAGGCCCAAUAGCGUUCACCAUUCAAAGUCAAUGCGAUGAUACCAUCAAACUGACAGACUCGCUCGACCUCAAACCGCUUACAUUAUUCACGCUGCCACACACGAGGAAUUUAAGAGAUGAACUUCUAAAGAAGGUCGCGUCAUUUAAAGAGAAUGACGAUGUUUUCUGUGAUGCCUUUUUAAGCACUAUUCUGGUGGUAUUACCCUCUCGUGAUGGAGCCUCCAUCAACGAAUCCGCCAUUGAUUUGCCCGAAGAAUGGGGUUGCCACGACUUCUUCUUGACUCACACGGCUGCCAACAGAAAGAUUAUGUCUCCCGGGCCCUACUUCUUUUCUAGCAGAGGACUUUACCAGGCCUGGAGACUAUUUCCUGAUGAGGUUGAUGCCUUCGUUUCGAGUACUCUUCCUUCACAGCAUGAUCCGUAUACGUACGAGAAUCUAAACGCUAUGGCGUACGGCGGUCCUCAUCUCUGUGUAGCUGUACCUUCUAGGCUAAGAUUCUCAGACCGCAAUGAACCUCUAGCUGGCAUGCGAAUUGCAGUCAAGGACCUCUUCCAUCUUAAGGGCAUUCGUACAGGGUGUGGAAACCGAGCCUACAGGUCACUCCGCGAAGACGCAGAAGUCUCGUCUCCUGCCUUACAAGACUUGCUGAGACUCGGAUGUAUCAUCCUGGGUAAGACGAAAACGGUGGAAUUUGGUGGUACUCAGGAGGUCAUUGGCGACUGGUGUGACUAUUCAUACCCAUUCAACGUCAGGGCUGAUGGAUACCUGGCUGCUACGGGGAGCAGUACAGGGUCUGCAUCUGCGUUGGCAGCUUACCCCUAUAUCGAUGUGACCCUGGGCACCGACGCCGGUGGGAGCGUCCGAGACCCGGCGGUUGCCCAUGGUCUCUUUGGCUUCCGACCGACCCAUGGCGGUGAAGCCGCAGAAGACGUUGUGCUUCCCUGCAGCCAUUGGCCGAAGCCUUUGACCAAAAUCCACUUCCGGCCCAAGCGUAUCCUCUUUCCAGAGGAAUUCCUCGCCAAUCGUAGGGAUGUCCAAGAGCUCGUUGUGAAGCUGACGUUUAUCGACACCGUCUACAGCGAAUACUGGAAGGAUUCCAAAGAAUUCCGCCAGGAAUAUGAGUUGAAAUACGGCACGAAGCCAUACGUCUGCAAAACUACUCAGUUUCUAUGGUAUUGA
Scedosporium apiospermum is the source of this 1413-nucleotide messenger RNA. RefSeq lists its product as uncharacterized. NCBI's taxonomy places the organism in Eukaryota, Fungi, Ascomycota, Sordariomycetes, Microascales, Microascaceae. The record is from RefSeq and is a predicted model, not a curated record. The coding region runs from base 1 to 1413 and encodes 470 amino acids. The transcript is spliced from 7 exons.